GUCCACUCUCUGUCACAAUGCUGGGCUAUAUCUUUCUUGCGAUCUGUGCCUUUGGAACUGUUACUUGUCGAACAGCAGGUGAAUGUUUUGACCAGACCGGUGCCUACUUUUUCUGUGCUUCUUCCUGCGGAGUGAUUCCAGGCGCCGCAGAGACCUACUUCAAGCAAUGUUCAGAGGGACUGUGUUGUUCCGACAAGGCAUCAGCUUGUGCUAACACCGAUCAGUACGCUUGGAUCUGCAACUACGUGUUCAUUCCGUUGUGUAAAUACAGGCAGGAUACGGGCUGCUCCAGUAUAGUCACACCACCGACUCCACCUACAACCAAGCCAACUACAACAACAUCGAGUACAACAACAUCCACAACAACAACUACGACUACAACAACCACAACCACAACGACAACCACGCCACCUCCGGUAUCACCCAAAUGUGGUAUCAAAGGCGCAACUAAGAGAAGCAUCGACAAGAGAAUCGUUGGCGGUGAGUUUGCCGCGAAAUGCGAGUAUCCAUGGCAAGUCUCCGUGUCUGUACAGAGCGCUCUAUGUGGUGGUAGUAUCAUCGACGAGUACACCAUCGUGACAGCCGCUCACUGCAUACAACCAUCUAACUCGCUCCAGCCUUCAGACAUAAGAAUAGAUGUUGGAGAGUACGACUUGGGCAACCCUAGUGAUCAGACAACCUUGCCCGUGGAGAGCUUUACUGUGCAUCAAAACUACAACCCUAGCACAUUCCAAAACGACAUUGCCAUUAUUAAGCUGAAAAGCCCAAUUGAGUUCAACGAAUGUGUCGCGCCCAUCUGUCUUCCUGAGGCAAAUCAGGAUUAUACCAGAAAUAACUGCGAAGUCAGCGGCUGGGGUACCAUUUCCUCUGGAGGAUCCAUCUCUUACACUCUACAGAGUGUUGACCUGCCCAUUGUCAGUCAGCAGGAAUGCCAGACAGUUUUCACCAACACCUACAUCACAGACCUAAACCUCUGCGCAGGUCUGACACAAGGCGGGAAAGACGCAUGCCAGGGGGAUUCCGGUGGCCCCUUGGCCUGCCCGACCUCGGCUGGGAACUACGUGCUGGCCGGCGUGGUGUCCUGGGGAGAUGGCUGCGCUGACCCGGGAAAACCUGGCGUCUACACAGAUGUCAGCGAGUACCUGGACUGGAUCGCCCAAAACUCUUAACGUGUAAACUAUUAUCCGGCGCCCUUUAACACAGGACCAUGGGCUUAGCCGCUAAAAGACAUGUUGAGAUGUACUGUUUGUAAAUCACAUAUUUAUGUUAAAUUAUAUAUGUAUAUUGCCGUUUUUACACAUAUGAUAUAUGACGAAUAAAGAUGUUGACGCCA
Liolophura sinensis is the source of this 1333-nucleotide messenger RNA. Its product is annotated as trypsin-1-like. Gene Ontology annotation, biological process: proteolysis. Gene Ontology annotation, molecular function: serine-type endopeptidase activity. The coding region runs from base 18 to 1169 and encodes 383 amino acids. The transcript is spliced from 9 exons. The record is from RefSeq and is a predicted model, not a curated record. Lineage: Eukaryota; Metazoa; Mollusca; Polyplacophora; Chitonida; Chitonidae.